AUUCCGUCGCUACCUGCACAGCAAAGGACAAAGUCCAUCCACUCUGUCCACGAACUGUGACCGGUGCACAGUCACCAACUGCAGCGAUAAACACCGUGACCAGCUCACACCGACAAUAUUGUCAUCAUAAUCAUAUCAGAAUUGUGACCUCAACAAGCCUCAGCACUGUCCUCCAGCUGUUUAAAGUGCACACUUGCCAACAGGUUGCCGUCCGUCCUUCGUCUCGUGAAAAUCAAUAUCGAUUACCAAAUGAGAAUAAAGAAGUAAAGGCAGACGUCAUUUCUUCAGAACGAGAGCCUUUCAGCGCAUCCAGCGUGUAACACCUGCACAAACCAAGACCGUCCUCCUGCCACAUUAUAAGCGUCGGGAGAUUGGACAGCCAGGGAUUUCUCUUUCAUCACUCCGCAGACAGUUAAAUGGAGGAGCACAAGAAUGUCACUGACAUUAAAACCCAUAAAGCACCGAAGCACAAACAAGAGGAAGCGUUAAAAGAGUUCAAGGAAGCAAUUGCUGACCUUCGCAAGCCUCAGCAUGACGACUAUGAACUUCUCAAAUGGCUGAAGGCUCGGCAGUACGAUGUCGUGAAGGCGGAGGAAAUGUACAGAACGAGCAUGGCAUACCGACAGAAGCUUGGGGUGGACAAACUGUUGGAGGAAUACGAGCCGCCCGAGGUGUUAAAAAUGUACCUGGCAGGUGGUUUUUCUGGCUACGAUAAAGAGGGCUCUCCGGUAAAGGUUGAACUCUUUGGCCGACUUGACAUAAAGGGAAUCGUCUAUUCUGCCAAAAAGGUGGACCUAGAAAAAACCAAACUUUUGCAGUGUGAAAAAACUGUCAUGGACUGGAAGCAGCAAAGUGAAAAGUCGGGAGAUCGUGUAGAUGGCCUAACCGUCAUAUUCGACAUGGAGGGAGUGACCAGCAGAGUGCUAUGGAGGCCAGGACUUCAGAUGUACCUCCACCUCGUCAAGGUACUGGAAGAUAACUAUCCAGAGAUGAUGAAACGAAUGUUUGUUGUGAACGCUCCUCGAAUAUUCCCCCUGUUGUACAAGCUGUGUCGCCCACUGAUAAGCGAGGACACGAGAAACAAAAUCCACGUCCUAGGAAGCAAUUUCAAGGACACUUUACUAAAGUAUAUUGAUGCCGAAGAACUUCCCAUGUUUCUUGGUGGUCUGAAGACGGAUCCAGAUGGAAACCCCCGAUGUGUUACCAUGAUAUGUCAAGGGGGUGAAGUGCCUAAGGAGUACUACCUUCUGGAUAACAAAGAUGAUGAUCACAUGAAGACAGCUUCUAUAUCCAGGGGAGGAAAGCUGUGCCUCUCAUACCAAGUGGACGUUGCUGGCAGUGUGUUGAGGUGGGAAUUCAAAACAGAGGACUUCGAUAUAGACUUUGGAGUGUUUAUGGUGCAGGGUGAGAAUAGUGUACCUGUGGUCCCACUCCAGCGUGUCAACAGUCACAUCGUACCUGAAGAUGGCACCCUUAUUUGUGAGGAAACUGGAACUUAUGAUGUGGUAUUUAGCAACAGCUUCAGCUGGGCCCGUGGUAAAGAUAUACGCUAUGUGGUUGAGCUGAUAACACCAGCAGAGGAGGGUACACAAAAUGAGAUUCAAGCUCUUCUUGACCAGGCCACAGCAACAUGGGACUCACUGGUCACCAACAAGUGACACCAUCACCACAGUGAUGAUUCGUUUUGUUUACAAUAAUUCGGACUCAUUUGUUCUUUGCAUUCGAAUCUUGUUUUCAAUGGCAUUGAAUGAAACAUAGAGAACCUGUUUCCCUGUGAACAGCUCACUCACACAUCUAAAAAAAGAACAUUAUUUGCGUGCCAUCUUGUGGGCAUAAAAUUACAAGUCUAUGCCACAUAUCAGAUGAUAGUAAUUUUGCACCAGCUCUUUCUCUGGCCCCAGCAUAUGGAAUUCUGUCCCUUUUCUCUUCAAACUAUGUCUACUUUUGAACUUUUUUGUCUGGCCUCAAAAGUCACCUUUUCAAGAAAUACUUUCAUAAUCCACCUUCUGUUUGCUCCUCAGUAUCAAAUCUUCAUCCAUGCACCUCAUUCAUGCAUUCUAUAGUGUCAUCCAUGUACUUUUGCUUUGUUUCUUUGUUGUAUCAUUAGCUUUUGAUCCAGUCAUUGUCUUUUGCGUACAAUACUUUGAACUUGGUUCUGCAAGGGGUCUAAAACUUCAUUAUUGUUAUUGUUAUCAUCAUCAAAUAAUUGGAGUGUAUCUUACUGUAGUCACAAAAUAUAAUAAAACUAAUCUCACAGAUUCAGAUUUUAAUUUUCAUCACAGAACACUUGCUUUUGUCUAACUAGUUUGAUUUAAAGACAUUUUGUCACUUAUAUAAUUUUGGGAUUAUAUGAAGUACAUCACCAUCCAUCAUCUGCCUACAUUGUAGGCUUGGUGCACUUUCCUACAUCAUUACUUGUAGUGCUAAUUAGAGUGUCUAGAAAACCACCACAAUCGCUUUCCCUAUUGUAAAAGGUGGCGUGAACAAUCAAGUUCUGUUCAUGAGUUUACAUAUCUCUUAUGCCAUUGCCCUGACAAUAACACAUGAACUCAUAAGUGUAAUGUUAUUACUUUUGUUAGAUUGUCAAAUUUAUAAAAAGUGUUGAUUUGGGGAGGGAAAGUGCUUUCACCUAUUAGGUGAUUUUGCACUGUGGGGGAUGGGGAUCUUGGGAAUGUGGGUAUGGGGAAGAAAGGUGGGCAAAAAGGAGGGAGGUAUUGGGAAAGGGUUGCUGUUUUAUGGCGCCACAGGUGUCUGCUCUUAUUUGUACCCUAUUUUCCUGUUGUUUUCACUAGCUCUUGGUGUCUAGGAGGCCUGCUAAGUCUGCAUUGUGCUGGUGCCCUCUUUUUCUGCCGUUGAAACUUGCUUUUGAUGCAUAGGCCUGCCAAGUCUGCCAUGGUGGUGUACCGUAUUGGUUGAUGGAUCCCACAUGUUGCUUUAUUCUAGGUAUUUAUUUAGCUUUUGGGUUUUUUUUUAAGUUGCUACUUUUAAACUUGGGUUUUAGAAUGAUUGACACUUCUUUCCUGUGGGUAUUUAGUUUUUAAAAUUCCUUAUUAGGAUUUUUAUUUGAGUCUUGAAUUAGAUGGCUAGUCACCAAUGUUACCACUAAUGAUAGCAUAUUAUGCCAUAGCUCUUUUGAUGGGUUAAAGAGGCAGCUGUUUAUGUUUAGUACCAGUCUAUACUUAUCUAAGACCUGUUUCAAUUCUUGGUCCAAAGGGUUAAGGGGCAUUCCUUGUAAUCUGCUGUACUUGUCCUUGCAGCAGAUCUCUCACAUUCAUCUAACAGCAUCUAUUUUGAGACAUAUGCAAUAUCGACAGCUAGAUUUUAAAUUGUUUGAAGAUAUAUUAUUAAAUGUAUCCAAAAGAUUGUGCUGUAAAAUUUUGCAUUUAUUGUUAGCACAAUGUUCUUUUAUCCCAUGUCAUACCUUACCUGGCAUUAAUCUCUAAACUAUAUCUCUUACGAUAUGCAUUUUUUGUAUGUAUCAAUCAUACUAUAAAUUUUAAAACAUCUUUGCCAGAAAUCUGAAUAAAAUGUGAUGCACUUUUA
This is a messenger RNA of Pomacea canaliculata, 3543 nucleotides long. RefSeq names its product retinal-binding protein-like. The transcript has 13 exons. The coding region runs from base 417 to 1658 and encodes 413 amino acids. NCBI's taxonomy places the organism in Eukaryota, Metazoa, Mollusca, Gastropoda, Architaenioglossa, Ampullariidae. Gene Ontology annotation, cellular component: cytoplasm. The record is from RefSeq and is a predicted model, not a curated record.